This is a messenger RNA of Eupeodes corollae, 1842 nucleotides long. Its product is annotated as cytosol aminopeptidase-like. Gene Ontology annotation, cellular component: cytoplasm. Bases 116 to 1741 code for a protein of 541 amino acids. Gene Ontology annotation, biological process: proteolysis. Gene Ontology annotation, molecular function: metalloaminopeptidase activity; manganese ion binding. Lineage: Eukaryota; Metazoa; Arthropoda; Insecta; Diptera; Syrphidae. The record is from RefSeq and is a predicted model, not a curated record. The transcript has 9 exons.
UCACUUCAAAUAAAAUUCUGAAUCAAUUUAUUUAACUUAAAAUUUUCUCAAGAUCAAUUGUUGUAUAUUUUUUUAACAUAAAUUAAAAGCAUUUCUUUAAUAUAAAUAUUAAAAAAUGGCACUUCGAACAAUAUACAGAUCGCUCAGGACAAUCCGUUCAAUUUCAAAUCCUGAAAAACAACAUUUGAAUUUCCAAAAUUUUCGUCGUUUUAUUUCAUCCGAUGAUCAACACAAAGUUUCGAAAGGUUUAGUUUUGGGACUGUACGAAAAAGAAGAUGACAAGCCUGUUAAACUGACAACAAGUGGUGAAAAGUUCGAUGAAAAAGUUCAGGGAACACUUAUGCACCUGAUAAAAGAAUCUGAACUUACGGGAAAAAUUGGAACCGGAAACGUUUUCAACAAUGUCGAUUCUGAAUACAGGUCCGUGGCUGUAGUUGGGCUAGGACGUGAAGGAGCGGGCUUUAAUGAACUUGAAAUGCUCGAUGAGGGAUUGGAGAACGUUCGAGCUGCUGCUGGCGUUGGAGCUAGAAAGCUUCAAAUGCAGGGUUGCAUUGAAGUUUAUGUUGAUUCCAUGGACUAUCCCGAACAAGCAGCUGAAGGAAGUGGCCUCUCUAUAUACAGAUAUCAGGAAAAUAAGAAAAAAAACGAAAAAACUAACGUUCCCAAGCUCGAAUUGUACGAUUCAUCCGAAACUAACGCAUGGACUCGAGGUAUCUUCAAAGCCGAUGCCCAAAAUCUGGCAAGAAAGCUCACAGAUGCCCCAAGUAAUCUUAUGACACCAACUUUAUUUGCUCAGGCUACUGUCGAUGCCCUUUGCCCUUGUGGUAUGACCGUAGAAAUUCGGGCUAUGGAUUGGAUACAACAAAACCACUUGAACUCAUUCCUUUACAUUGCAAAGGGGUCUUGUGAGCCACCAAUUCUUCUUGAGAUAAACUAUUGUGGCACAGCUCCUGAGGAUAAGCCAGUACUGCUAGUUGGUAAAGGAAUCACAUUUAACAGUGGUGGCAUUUGUUUGAGGAAAGCAAGACAGAUGGAUCAAUAUCGUGGUUCCAUGGCUGGGGCAGCAGUUGUAGUUGCUGCAAUUCGAGCUGCAGCUUCACUCUCUCUUCCUAUAAAUAUUGCAGCCGUUAUUCCUCUAUGUGAAAAUAUGCCUUCGGGAAUGUCGUGUAAGCCUGGAGAUGUGAUAACCUGCUUGAAUGGUCAAAUUUUGGCAAUCGAGCAAACAAAUAAAGCUGGUGUGGUUGUUAUGGCAGAUCCAUUAGUUUAUGCCCAAAAAGCCUAUAAGCCUCGAAUGGUUAUUGAUGUGGGAACAAUGGGCAAUGGUGUUAUAAAGGGUAUUGGUAGUGGAGCAGCAGCUGUAUUCUCUAACUCGCAUUUCAUCUGGAAGCAAUUACAAAAAGCAGGCUCAAUAACUGGUGAUAGGGUCUGGAGAAUGCCUUUGUGGAAAUAUUACAAAUCUCAAGUCCGAAAUAGCAUCAGUUAUGAUAUCAGUAAUACUGGCACUGGAUUAGCUUCUUCCUGUUUAGCUGCUGCUGUUUUAAACGAAUUUGUACCAACUGCUGAUUGGGCUCAUUUAGAUAUCAGAGGUGUUGGUAUGAUAACCAGAGAAGGUGCAAUCCCAUAUCUCCUGAGAAAUCGUAUGACUGGUCGUCCAACAAGGACAUUAAUACAAUUCCUUUAUCAAAUGGCAUGUUCCGAACAAUCUAAUAAAUCGUGUUCUGAUAAAUCUAAAAAAUCUUGAACAUAAGUAAAUUUUCCUUUGUUUUCCGGUUACCAAAAUUAAACAAUAUGUAUUUUUGAUUCAUGGCUUUUAAUAAAAUUGUAUAUGUCUGUACUUUUAAA